AUGGCCGAAUUGACGAACGUUUUAGCUCAAAUCGCAGACAUUUUGAAAAAUGUUCAAGCUACGCAAAACCAAAUCAUUGAAAACAAACAAACAAAUUAUACGGGAAGAGAUAAUUUACAACCCUAUGAUGAAAACAACGAGAAUUUCGAUUCGUACUUACAGCGUUUAGAUAACCACUUACAACUACGCGGCGUAGAUAAAAAUUCACAAACAAAACUUUGUGUUCAAAUUUUAAUAGGAUGUCUUAGUCCUAAAAUUUACCAAAUUUUAACUAAACUUACGGCCCCAGAUCUUCCUAAUACACGAUCAUACGAUGAAUUAAUCAAGCUUUUACGUGAAUAUCUAGCACCUCAGGCUAGUGUAACUGCAGAGCAACAUAAAUUUUACACCCGAUUACAAGGAGAAGGAGAAUCAAUUCAAUGCUAUGUCGCUGAAUUACGAAAACUUACCACAAAUUGUGAGUUCAAUUGUACAAAAUGUAAAACAUCUACCAUAGAAACGCAUUUACGCGCACAAUUUAUUAGAGGAGUCCGUAAUGCAGAAGUACGAGCACGGCUAUUACAACAAAAGAAUCCAACUUUCGAUGAUGUGGUACAAAUAGCAAAAUUAAUGGAAGUAUCCAAAAAAGAAUCUUCAUUAAUGCAAGCUCCGGGACAAAUAAAUGCGAUCCAGAAGAAAUCAAAUCAUUUUAAUGGUAACAGAAAAAACUAUACAAAGAAUACAGAAAACAUGGUUGGUAAAUGCUUUAGAUGCGGCAAAACAGGCCAUAAAGCUAAUAAUUGCCAAGCGAAAAACUUAAAAUGUUACAAAUGCAAGAAAGAAGGACACGUACAAUCGGUUUGUAUGCAACGAAGUACAAAUACAAAAGCAAAAACGCAAAAACAAAUCGAUACUACAAGUGAAAACGAACAAGAAGAAGAAGAAGAAGUUCAUCCAGUCAACGAAAUUGUUGCAAUUAAUUCAUUACAUACAUCUAAAAUUCUAUUGCCAAUUCGAAUAAACGAAGGAAAAUGUAACAUGGAAUUGGAUACAGGUGCAGCUGUUUCCACGAUUUCGAUACAACAGUUUAAGAAAAUAUGCCCCAAUACAACCAUACAUCCUACUAACGUGAAGUUACGAACCUACACAGGAGAAAUCAUACAUCCUACCGGUUCAACGAUGGUCAAGAUACGCUACAACGAUCAAACAGCCGAAGGGAAACUGUAUGUUUUACCUUUACAAGUUGAUGCCAUAUUCGGAAGAGAUUGGUUACAGAAAAUAAAAAUAAAUUGGCCAGAAAUCAAUAAUUUACACAUGGAUAUAGAAUUGGAAACGUUUUUAAAUUCAUACAGAAACGUGUUGUCCAACGAAUUGGGAGAAAUUCCAAAUUACAAGUACAGCCAUAAAUUCAUCGACCCGAAUACUAGACCAGUUUUUUGCAAACCAAGACCUGUACCAUACGCUUUACAGCCAAAGGUGGAGGAAGAAUUGGACAGAUUGGAAGGGCAAGGAAUCAUAGAGAAGACAAUCCAUUCUUCGUGGGGUACACCCAUCGUACCAGUUUCAAGAAAAGACGGGAGAAUAAGAAUAUGUGCAGCAUACAACAUUACCAUAAAUAAAUAUUUGCAAGAUGACCGUUACCCGAUUCCAAGAAUAGAAGAUAUUUUCAAUAAAAUGAAGGGUGGCAAGUAUUUUUGUACACUCGAUGUAGGAAACGCUUACCUACAUAUGAAGAUGGACGAAGAAUGCUCUAUGAUCCAGGCGAUUUCUACGCACAAAGGGGUCUACAAGGUGAAGAGACUAAUGUUCGGAGUUAAAACUGCUCCAUCUGCAUGGCAACGAUUCAUGGACAAAUUGAUGCAAGAUUUGGACGGUGUCGUUUGUUUGUUUGGUUGCAUAUAUAACAAAGGUCAUAGACUUCAAUGA
Onthophagus taurus is the source of this 1905-nucleotide messenger RNA. The record is from RefSeq and is a predicted model, not a curated record. NCBI's taxonomy places the organism in Eukaryota, Metazoa, Arthropoda, Insecta, Coleoptera, Scarabaeidae.